AUGUUGAUGCGAUUUUUAGUUAAAACCAUACGGAUUUCUAAUGAAAUAGGCAAUAAAAACCAAUUAAUUAUCAAACGGUACGCCGGCCAUUCCAAAUGGUCUAAUAUAAAGCACAUAAAGGCAGCCAAAGAUGCCGAAAAAGCUAGGGUGUUUACCAGAAUAGGAAGACAAAUUAGGAUAGCAGUCUCAGAGGGUGGCUCGAUAGAUCCUUCGAAAAACCUGCAAUUAUCCCAAAUUAUCGAACAAUCGAAGAGGGCCAACAUGCCCGCAGCUACCAUACAAAACAUCUUGAAAAGCUGCGAGAACGAUAAAUCGCAACACAAAAAGCACAUACUGGAAAUAAAAGGCCCCGGAAGCUGCUUCAUCAUCUGCGAAGUAUUCACCAAUCAAUUGCACUUAACCAAGCAAACCAUCGCGACGAUAUUGAGAAAGAACCAAGCGAAAUACAGCGACGGAGGCGGGAUACAUCUCUUCGAAGAAAAGGGCACCAUCGACGCCGAGAACGCGUCUCUAGCCGGCAAAGAGGAGGCCGAAAUCCUCGAGCAAGCCACCGAUCACGCGAUUCUAUCGGGCGCCGAAGACGUUCAAAUAGCUGAGAACAAUUCUCUCCGAUUCACCUGCGGUAAAACGAACUUGAACCAAGUCGUGGGCCAGCUGGAGAAAUUGGGCUAUAAAGUAACCAACGCCGAAGUGAAUUACACUCCUUUGAAACUGCAAGCCCUGCAAGACGCCGAGCUGGAGGCUUGCCAGAAUUUGUACGAAAAGCUGGAGAGCGUGCCAGAAGUUACGAAACUUACAGACAAUAUAGCUUAG
Phyllotreta striolata is the source of this 813-nucleotide messenger RNA. NCBI's taxonomy places the organism in Eukaryota, Metazoa, Arthropoda, Insecta, Coleoptera, Chrysomelidae. The record is from the annotation of a GenBank genome assembly.